Dovyalis caffra is the source of this 393-nucleotide messenger RNA. The record is from the annotation of a GenBank genome assembly. Lineage: Eukaryota; Viridiplantae; Streptophyta; Magnoliopsida; Malpighiales; Salicaceae.
AUGAUUAGAAAUCUCACGUCAGUUGCUAGAAAAGCUUUGACAGAAGUUCACAACCCAAAUUCUCUUACCACCAAUAAUAAACUGUUUGUUGCAGGUUUGUCAUGGUCAGUUGACGAGAAGUCCUUAAAAGAUGCUUUCAAUUCCUUUGGAGAUGUCACUGAAGUGAGGAUAUUGUAUGAUAAAGACAGUGGUAGAUCAAGAGGGUUUGGGUUUGUUAGUUUUUCUAAGCAAGACGAGGCUGUGUCUGCAAAAGAUGCAAUGGAUGGAAAGGCAUUGUUAGGUCGUCCAUUGAGAAUAAGCUAUGCGCUUGAAAAAGUUCGAGGCGGACCAGUCGUUGUCCCUCGCCUUCAAAAUGGAGGAGAUGGCGCCCCGCCUUCGAAAUGGAGGAGAUGA